ACACACACACACACACACACACACACACACACACACACACACACACACACACACACACACACAAUUUUUCCACCGUACUUUCUGUGAAAACUCUUGAAGACGUUGGUCAUCCACUUGUAAUCCCAUUGUGAUCCGGCGUGUAAUCCCAGUAGGAUCCGCAGGGGGCGCUGGUGUGAUCUGAACGCAUGGAGGGAAUAUAUCGGUCCUCCGGCUGAAGAAGAGGAAGUUCACAGGAAGUGACGUGUAUGAGUCCGGUGUGUUUCUGUAGCCACAGAUAAUAUCAACUUCAGGAUUUAUAAACCCUUGACUAGUGACGUGUGUGUUGAGAUAUAAACGGACGAAUGUUAACCGGGAGAUUGAAGAAUGUUAACGAGCGGCGUUAGUUUGGUCUGUUUGCUCAUGCCACCAGUUAGCUUGUAGCUAACCUGCUCCGAGGGCAUCGAACCCGCGACCCCCUGAGCCCCGGCAUGGGACCUGAUCUGGGAACAGAGGCCCUCCCCCUGCCCUCGCUGCGCCUGCUGGUGUCCCCCCUGCAGCUGAGCGUGGCGGUGAUGUGGCGGGUGCUCCACCGGCUGGAGGUGCAGCACUACUGGGCGGUGGCCCGCUUCGUGGGCCUUCUGCUGGAGGCGGUCCCCGAGCUGCUGCUGGACCCCCACUGGACCCCGCUCGGCAGCGGCCUGCGGGCCAAGUAUAUCCUGGAGCUGUGUCGGGCUGACCAACCUGUGGACCCAGAGCAGAUUAGGGCACUCCUGGACACGGUUGCUAGGCCGCACCCCCCCAGAGCUAGACAGGAACAGGAAGAGGAGGAGGAGGAGGAGGAGGGGCCUGUGGAGGCUAACUUUGUGGAGCUGGUCCACACGAUGCUCAAAGACCCGGAGGUUAAACAGCACUUUUUCACGGAGGUGUUCCCAGUGGCGUACGGUCCGGACUACGACCAGGACCUCCUCACCCUGUUUGAGGAGCUCCUCUACCGACUGGCUCAGCUGCUCCCGGUCCCUGACCUCGGACAGACGGUGUCGUGGCUGGGCAGCAGCAGCAGCUCCCUCCUGGACGACUGCUCCGUCUCCUCCACCCACCUGAGAGGUUUACUGCAGCACCACCGACAGCUGGGUCACCUGGAGGAGCACGUUCCUCCCUCCUCUAUGGGCAACUGCAUCCUGUCCUCCCUGGCCGGCCCGCCCCCAGCCAGGCCCCACAGCCAAUCAGCUUCACCGCAGUGCCUCGGGGACCACGGCCCAUUCGCCGACGGAGCGGCCGAGGUCGUCAUGGUGACGGACUACGCCGAGGUGGAGCUCGGCACCACUGGCCACCCGCCGGAAGAGUGCGUGGAGGAGGUCGUCACGGAGACGGAGGUCGUCACGGAGACAGAGGUCGUCACGGAGACGGAGGAGGAGGGGGGGGCACCGACGGAGGAAGACCCCGCCUUCCCCGACGAGAUGAAACGGGAACAGGAAGAGGAGGCGGCGUCCCCGGCCCGCCCCCACGUCUGCCCCGACUGCCCGAAGCGGUUCCGCUUCGCCUCGUCGCUCACCGCCCACCGGGUGGUGCACACCCGGGAGCGCCCCCACUGCUGCCCCGCCUGCGGCCGCUGCUUCUCCUUCCGCCAGUCGCUGGACCGCCACAGGCACACGCACGAGACGGCCCCCGGGACGGCCACGCCCCAAAGCGAGCACGAGACGGCCACGCCCCAGACGGCCACGCCCCAGACGGCCACGCCCCAGACGGCCACGCCCCAAAGCGAGCCACAGGCGGCCACACCCCAGACGGCGCCUGGUAGCGGCGACCGGGACGCGAGCUCGCUCCGCGACAGGAAGUUGAGCUGUGAGCCGGCACCGGCGGACCCUGAGAGUUCCGGCGGGGAGCCGCCGCCCCCCCAGGUGAAGCAGGAGGCGGGGGCGGACGGAGACGACGACGACGACGGCGGUGAAUGGGUGGGGUCGGGGGCCGGGCGGGUGGAGGCCCUGGCUCCGGCGCUGGUGGAGCGGGUGGUGUCCCUGGUGGCGGUGCGGAGCAGCGGCCGCAAGAGGAAGCCCACCAUGAAGGUCCAGGUCAUCAACCUGCAGAGGAGCCUGGGGAGGGGCGGGGCCAGCCUGGGGAGGGGCGGGGCCAGCCUGGGGGCGGAGCCUAAGAAGCGGAAGCAGGGCGGGGCAGCUGCGCCCUUCUUCAGCUCGGAGCACUCGUACGGUUCCGCUGAGGGCCUCCCGGGUUCCGCGGCGGCCGAGGGUGAAGUCGGCGCGGAGGGCGGCUCCUCUCAGGUCCUCGGCGGCCCAGCCGCAGACCCAGGCCUCCAGGCUCCUCCUCUUCCCGGCGUUGCCGGUUGUCAGGACGACGCGGACGACGCCGCCGACCUGCGGGACGGCCGCUUCGGCUGCCCCGACUGCGCCAAGAGCUUCCGCUUCCGCUCGCUGCUGGCGUCGCACCGGCGCGUCCACACGGGCGAGCAGCCCUUCCUCUGCCCGUUGUGCGGCCGCCGCUUCUCCUUCAAGCAGUCGCUGGAGCGCCACCGCCGCACGCACGGACCCGGGCCGCCCGCCUCCCCCGCCGAGCUGCGGGACCCCGGGGGGGGGCGCCCAGACGCCGGGGGCGGGGCCUUCCUCUGCUCCCGCUGCGGGCGCUCCUUCAGCGCCAAGUCGGCGCUGCUCCGGCAUGCCAGGACGCACGGCGAGGAGACGCCGACGGGGCCCUCCGGCGUGGCCCCGCCUCCCGGGGAGCAGCAGGAGGCGCUCCACACCUGCGACUGCGGCAAGUCGUUCCCGUACCGCGCGGCGCUCACGGCCCACCAGCGCGUGCACCGCGAGGAGCGGCCGCACGCCUGCGCCCACUGCCCCAAGCGCUUCCUGUACCGCGGCGGGCUGACGAGCCACGCCAAGACGCACUGCGACGACAAGCCCUUCGCCUGCUCCUUCUGCGGCAAGAGCUUCAAGCGCGAGCGCAACAUGAAGAAGCACGAGCGCUGCCACACGCGGGACGGCGUGUUCCGCUGCUCGCAGUGCGACAAGAGCUUCGUGUACAAGGCCACGCUGACGCGCCACGAGCUGACGCACUCGGGCGAGCGCCCCUUCCUCUGCUGCGACUGCGGCAAGGGCUUCUACUCGCACGCCGAGUUGCUGAAACACGAGCGCUUCCACACGGGCCACAAGCCCUUCCAGUGCCCCUUCUGCGGCAAGCGCUUCACGCAGUCCUGCUACCUGACCAUCCACGUGCGCUACCACACGGGGGCGCGGCCGUACGCGUGCCCCGACUGCGACAAGAGCUUCAUGAGCGCCAACCGGCUGAAGAGGCACCAGCGCACGCACACCGGAGAGAAGCCCUACCUGUGCCCCGAGUGUGGACGGGGCUUCAGGCAGUCCUACCACCUCAAGGUGCAUCUGAGGACGCACGCCUACUCCUAGGACACGCCCCCUCCCCUGAGGACCCACGUCUAGGGCACACCCCCGCCAGCACCCCUAGGGUUCACCGCCUAUACCUAGGCCACGCCCCCCACUCGCAACCGUGGGGGUCAGAGGUCAUCAAGCUUACACUGAAGAAUGAGUUUCUAUUAAACAUGAUUCACUAUGUCUGUCGAGA
Messenger RNA from Gadus morhua (Atlantic cod), 3567 nucleotides. Its product is annotated as zinc finger protein 778. Bases 468 to 3392 code for a protein of 974 amino acids. Gene Ontology annotation, biological process: regulation of transcription by RNA polymerase II. Gene Ontology annotation, molecular function: DNA-binding transcription activator activity, RNA polymerase II-specific; RNA polymerase II cis-regulatory region sequence-specific DNA binding. Gene Ontology annotation, cellular component: nucleus. Lineage: Eukaryota; Metazoa; Chordata; Actinopteri; Gadiformes; Gadidae. The transcript is spliced from 10 exons. The record is from RefSeq and is a predicted model, not a curated record.